Molecule: messenger RNA, 1424 nt
Organism: Corylus avellana
Lineage: Eukaryota; Viridiplantae; Streptophyta; Magnoliopsida; Fagales; Betulaceae
Product: cytidine/deoxycytidylate deaminase family protein
Biological process (GO): riboflavin biosynthetic process
Molecular function (GO): 5-amino-6-(5-phosphoribosylamino)uracil reductase activity; diaminohydroxyphosphoribosylaminopyrimidine deaminase activity; NADP binding
Source: RefSeq, a predicted model, not a curated record
GCUCAAAAGUCAUGCCACUUGGUCAAUGCUCCCAUUAUAUGUAGAGCUGCUUUGCAAGUUCCCUUCUCUGUUAUCAAGUAUGCAAUGACUCUUGAUGGAAAAAUUGCUGCUAGUAGUGGACAUGCAGCAUGGAUAAGCAGUAAAACGUCUAGGAGUCGAGUUUUUGAGUUGCGGGGUAGAAGUGAUGCCAUUAUUGUAGGAGGAAAUACAGUACGCAAGGACAAUCCAAGAUUAACUGCAAGACAUGGAGGUGGGCACAUGCCUGUGCGCAUUGUAAUGACGCAGACGCUUGAUCUUCCUGAGGAAGCAAACCUUUGGGAUGUGUCCGAUGUAUCAACUAUAGUUGUAACACAAAGGGGAGCUAGAAGGAGUUUCCAGAAAUUGCUUGCUUCUAAAGGAGUAGAAGUGGUGGAGUUUGAAAUCUUGAAUCCUAGAGACGUUAUGGAAUAUUUUCAUGAUCGUGGGUAUCUUUCAAUUCUGUGGGAAUGUGGUGGGACACUGGCUGCAUCUGCUAUUUCAGCUGGAGUAAUACACAAGGUCUUUGCAUUUGUUGCUCCAAAAAUUAUUGGCGGAAAGAAUGCACCAUCACCUGUGGCUGAGCUUGGGAUGGUUGAGAUGUCACAAGCCUUAGAUUUGAUUGAUGUUUGUUAUGAGCAGGUUGGACCUGACAUGCUUAUUAGUGGAUUCCUUCAGCCCUUACCAGAUGUCACACCGGUGAUCCCAUCAGUGGAUGAAACUUUUGCAAUUGAUCCUACUGUAACUCCACAUGAAUCAAGCAUCAUUUUCUUCUAUAAAACAUGGGAUCCAUAUGGCGCUUUUUCAAAUUUUUCUCCUCACCCAAUUGAGAUGCCGGAUGAGAAUGGUGAUUAUGCCACUUGGUUAAGUGUAGAGCAUUACUACCAGGUGCACAAGUUUGUUGGGGUGAAUAAUCCUGUGGCAUGGGAUUGUGUUGAAAAGAUAAAAUCUGCAAAAAGUCCGGAGGAAGCAGCACGAAUGGGAAGGUCAAUGCUGAGGCAGCGGCCUGAUCUGGUAAGAUCAGAUUGGGAGAGUGUGAAGAUUGAUGUCAUGUACAGGGCAUUGAAAUGCAAAUUCUCGAUUUACCCUCAUUUGAAUUCUAUGUUGCUCUCAACUGCUGGUUCUGUGCUAGUUGAAGCUUCACCACAUGAUCUCUUUUGGGGCGGAGGCCGAGAUGGAGAGGGCCUAAAUUACCUUGGCCGGCUGUUGAUGCAGUUGAGAUCAGAGUUUCUUGGUGAACCCUCAAGCUCAACUGAGAGCACUUGCUUGGCUGUAUGAGAUACAAAGAUACAUUUGUAUACAUAAAAGUAUACGGUCCGACCGGGGCAGCUCAAUAUAAAUUGUGGCUUAAGAAAUAUGCCAUGUAUUAGAAAGCAAUUAAUAUGGCUAAAAUGGGAUUUCUUCUCGCA